This is a messenger RNA of Prinia subflava (tawny-flanked prinia), 1956 nucleotides long. RefSeq names its product chromosome 23 C1orf162 homolog (gene C23H1orf162). The transcript is spliced from 6 exons. The record is from RefSeq and is a predicted model, not a curated record. NCBI's taxonomy places the organism in Eukaryota, Metazoa, Chordata, Aves, Passeriformes, Cisticolidae. Bases 855 to 1208 code for a protein of 117 amino acids.
UUCAGAGAUACAGAACUGAGAAAAACUCUGGUGCUGAAACUGAUCCCUGUGUUGAACUCUGAGUGACAGCAACCCCAAAUACCUGCUCUAAAAUCAGAAUGAUUUGUGUUCCCACUCACCUGCCCGUGCUUGGAGGGGCUCUGGGUGAAUGUUCUCAUUCUCUAAAGGAACUGCAAACUCACCAUAAAGCCUCGAGUUGUGUUGAAAGGGUUUGGGUUCUGGGAAAAGAGGGAUUGAGCAGGAACUGUGUCAAAAGUCUUGCCCUCAGCUCAUUUUCAGUUUAAAAACAGCGAAAUGGAUCCAUUUAUUCCAGAGGAGAUUUUCUGGACUUUGGUGUGUCCCUUUGUUUUCUGUUUAUAGGAGGCUUGUCCCUGAAGGAAUUGUUCAAACUCAGAAAUCUCAGCAGAGCACACACACUGAUAAACUCCCCUGUGUGUGCUGAGGUGAUUUCCAUAAACCAAGGGGGCAGACUGGGGGGCUGCAGCCCCAUUGCCCAGUGGGGUUAGGGCACACUGUCCUUGUCCAGUUCACCCAAAUGCUGCUCUUCAGAGGAAAGAAGCUUUCUUCAGGCCAACCUAAGCUGAAGCUGCCUUACUUUUUUUAGAAUAACAGUUCCAGAGAAUGCAGGUGUCUCUCAUGGUUUCCUGUUUCUUGUCAAUUUAAAUACAAAAAGUGAAGUUGCUUAACUUCCACAAUUGUGUAAAGCCACAUCGAAUUGACAUGUGAGCUUUUAACUGGUGUGACAGAUUCUUCUCAAAGCAAGUGGUUAAACUGGUGUGCUGACACUCGGGGAGUUUUCCAGCAGCAUUUCCAUGGUGGGAGCUUCUCCUCCUGUCAGUUAAGGCUCUGAGAGAAUGGGAGGCUCUCCCUCAACACCAGCUACAGUUGCACCAGAGCCUGUUGUCACUACCACCAUUGUCCCCAGCACUGUCCCUGCCCCUGAUCUCGAAGCUGCAGAAGUCGGGUGCUGGAUUAAUAACCGUGAAAUACUGUACAUGUCACUGGCCUUCAUUUCUGGCAUCCUGCUGACUGUCCUGGUUUUUGCAAUCAUCUUCCUCUUCAGGAAAAGUUUUAAGAGAUCCCACCAAAAUUUACAAGAGGAAGCUCUCUCCCAGAUGGCAGCUGAGGAAUCUCUUAGGAACACCCAGAAUGAAGUGACCUACAGCACUGUGGUCUUCCACCGGGGCCAGACACCACUGCCUGUGUGAUGAGGAAGUCCCAAAUGAAAUAAAAAUGUUCCCACUUUCUGGACAUCAAAAGCUGUGAGGAUGUUCCACCAGGGCCUGCUCUGGGAAUGCCCCCAUGCCCUCUGUAACACAGCUCUUCUUGUAGUUAUGAUGGGAAAUUGUCUCCUCUUCCAAACUGGCUGCCAGCAGCUGAGGGCAAAUGGAGAGUUUCUGUACAGGAUUUCCUCAUCUGUAGAAAUCUCUCUGCCCUUGUAAAGUUUCCGUUUGUGAGAACUACCAGAGAGAAUUGAGAAAUGAAAAUGUUUCGCUGCAUCUAUCCACAUGUGCCCUGUGUCUCCCUUUUCUGUCACCAACUCUAACAUUUUCCUUUUUUUUUUUUUUUUUUUUUUUGAUUGCCAAGUGCUCUGCUAGUUAUUUUCUGUUAUUGAAGUGAUGAUAAUGAAAUGUUUAUAUCCAAAUCUCUGCUUCCUGGUUUGGUCCCGUAAAAGAAAUGCACAAUCACAGUGUGACAGCCAAAAUCUCUGGAAAUGUUAAUUCACUGCUUAUUACCCACAGUGGUCUGAGUGCAGUGUAAAAUCGCUCUCUUUUCACGAACGGGGAUAAUUUACCACGGGAGCUGUGUCAGAGCUCCCGAGGAGCAGAGCUGGAGGUGCCACCCGAUGGCAGCACCAAGCCGGGGAUGGGACUGCCUGAACUCUGCGUGCUGCUGCUGUGCCUGCAGCCCUCUCCUCUGCAGCCCUCUCCUCUGCAGCCCGCUCCCCUGCAUCCU